Molecule: messenger RNA, 3759 nt
Organism: Mya arenaria
Lineage: Eukaryota; Metazoa; Mollusca; Bivalvia; Myida; Myidae
Exons: 3
Coding region: 215-1981 (588 amino acids)
Biological process (GO): DNA catabolic process
Cellular component (GO): cytoplasm
Molecular function (GO): 3'-5'-DNA exonuclease activity; nucleic acid binding
Source: RefSeq, a predicted model, not a curated record
UGGAACGUGUGACGUCAUCGCGUCAUGUACAUGUAUGUUGACUUCUCAAUACACAAUCUCAAUACACAUCCCACAACCUGACAGAUUUGUAAACAUCGCUGUACAAUCUGCGAGGAGGGAAACAACUACGCAAUGGAUUCAUGAUCUGUGAGGAAAUAUUUUUUACCACACACGCUGAGUACAGUCACAAUAGGCAGACAUUUACCAAUUAAGGAUGGCAUCUGCACUUGAGAGCUUGCAUGACCAUGACAUUGCGUCAUUCGUCUUCAUGGACCUUGAAAGCACAGAUCUACUAUGCACUCGAACACGUAUCACGGAGCUGUGCUUGGUAGCCGUCAACAGACUGGACCUUCAGGGGACAGGAAUAUUCCCAAGAGUGACCAAUAAACUAACCAUCUGCUUGGACCCAGUCAAGCCUGUUUCUGCUUCUGCCAGUGUAUUGACAGGUUUAUACAAUGACACUUUGGAAUGCCAGAAACCUUUCUCAUGUGAAACAGUGCAACUUCUUACCUGUUUCCUACAAAAUUUGGCCAAGCCAGUUUGCCUUCUAGCUCAUAAUGGAAAUAAGUUUGACUUUCCUCUGCUUAUGCAAGAGCUCAAGCGUAUCAGCAUGUCAUUAGACGCAACCUUACUAUGUGCUGAUACUUUAGAGGCAUUUCGUGCCUUGGACGGUUGGGAACCUGCAGGCGGAAAAGUUCCCUGCAUUUGUCAAUUCUGCAUACAAUGUAGAAACAAUCGAACCCCAAGCCGAGAACCAGUAAAGCCGGAACCUUUAGCUCCAAUGAAGAGAAAAUUGAUAAAUGGUGCAAGAUCGCAAGAUGAAAGAGUCAAGAUCCGAAGACUUGAAGAGCAGGUGAAUACUUCACCGGUUAGUCGAUAUCAGAGAGAACUGACAAUAAAUGAUACAAAUAACAAUGCUAGAAGGACUUUGGUAUUUGGAGCAGAACGUAAUGCUGAAAACUCUGAAGAAAACGUAGAUGGGAGAGACUUCCAGUUAUCAAAAGCAAGAUGCAGAAGAAAGCUCAGUUUUGGAGAUAAACAAAAAGAAACAAAUGCUGAAUUGGAAAAGGGUGAAAGCGGUGAAAAUUGUGUGCUAAAUAAGAUGCUUGAUGGAUCUGAAAAUGAAAGAAAACCCGGUGAAUUGGACAGUCAGUUUUCUGUUGGUAUGGAAGAUGACAUUUAUUUGGAAGCUUUGGAAAAUGUUGAAAAGCAACUUGGUAUUUCUGAGACUAAAGACAUUGAAUACGAAUCAUCUAAGCCUGAUCAAGAAGAAAAGAAGACUGACUUUGGUGUAAAAAAUAUUGAGACUGAAAAUGAUACAAACGCAACUCGUGAGUCAAAUCCAGCUGAAAACUGUAAAACAAAUACUACAGAAACUACUAGAAUAAAUGCUGGUUGCUUUGUAACAAAUGGAUCAGGGUAUAUUGUAGUUACUGGCAGAGUGGAGCAAAGUGAAAUUAAGUUAUCCACUGGUCCAAAAACAUUUGGAGAAGCUAACAUGAUGGAAGUCACUGAAGAAACAGUUGAGCAAGUUGGUGGUUCUGGUGAGAAUGUUACUGAACAUGAUAACAAUGUGAAGCAAGAACCUAACAGUAGUAGCCAGGCUCAGUCAAAAACCUCUCAGACAGAUACUGACUCUGAUUCAGAGGAUCAAAAUGAUCAAAAGCUUUUUGAAAAUCAAUCAAAGAACAAUGAAUCAACAAAUUCCAAUAAAACACCAGAAAGACAAGCAAACAGUGUAGCGAUAAAUGUACCAUCUGGGUCUCAAACAAAUCACUCACCCAGUUCCCCAUCACCACAAAAACCACCCUCGUACAAGCUGCAAGAAAUUUAUUUGAGAACAUUCGGCAAUAGGCCUCAACAAACCCAUAAAGCUGAGGAUGAUUGUGUCACUUUGGUCAAAAUUGCAAAAAAGACCAAAGACUUUAUUGUUUGGGUAAAUCUGCAUGCGAAACCAUUUUCGUCAUUUGCUAAUCAUUAAACUUUCAUGCAAGUUAAUUGAUUGUUAUUUGACAUACUGUUUUAAACUGAUAGCAAUUUUUGAAUCACAGACAUGUAACUUUGAUAACAAUGUUAAUUUGUUAAACGGUUAAAGCUGCACUCUCACAGAUUGAAUGUUUUGACGUUUUUUUUUGUCUUGGAAUGAGCCAAUUUUUGCAAAAAUGCAUGGAAACCAAUUAUUUAAGACUGCUGACAAAAAAGAGAUCGCAGCUUUAUAUACAUUGUAUUUAAGUUCCAAAUUGAUGUUUUAUGCUGUUUUCAUAAACGGCUAGUAACGGUUUGAGCCAUAAAACAUAAAUUUUGGUUUGAUCUUUUGUCAGCAAUCUUUUAUCAUUGGUUUGCAGAUAUUUAUGGAAAAAUUGGCUCUUUCUAAGACAAAAAAUAAAGUUGUAAAAAUGGUAUAUCUGUGAGAGUGCAGCUUUAAAUUAUUGAUACAGAUUGUUUUAAUUGGUUACUUAGAGAGCAGUGUUUUUGAGGACAGUCUUAAAAAUUAAUGAUUAUUCAAAACUGUACAUAUUGGCAUAAUCGUUUAGAACAUUGUUAAAAGUUGUUAACCUGAUUAACGACAUCGUUGUUAACUUUUCAAGGUGAAAUAUUUUAUGACACAUUCAUACAGCUAAAAUGGGUGGAUCAAUUUUAAUUUCAGAGCAAAAUAUUUGAAAGUUAAAAAAGAUGACAUUAACAAAUUGGCCCAUUGUCACUUAAUGUGGCUGUUGAAUUGUGCUUCAAUGCUUGUCUUUUGCUUGUACAUGUAUAUUCCUUAUAAGGAUUUUAAAAAAAAAUAUUUUUGAGAUCUUAAAUUUUUUAAAAUUUACAUUUACUUGUGCAUAUAUAAUGCUUAACUUUAUUUAACAAGCAUGCUUGUUAAAGCUGCUUAUUAUUAACCUUGUUGUUGCUAUUUCAUAUAUUUAUGGUAUUUUACAAUUUUUAGAGAUAUUAUUGUGUUUCUUCACGCCAAACAUGUAUACGAUAUAUUGUUGAAUUUGCUUUUAUACUGCAUUUUCCUUCUUUUUUUGUUAUAUGACAAGGCAUGUGAUGUUUACUGCAUGCAUGGUUCAUUUACAGCUUGAAUGUUUUCUAUAAUACGAUUUAUACAGAUUUUGUAGUGAAAUAAAAAUGAUAUUACACUGUCUCAAACUGUGAAUUUUACAAAUUGAUAUUUUUUAUUGUUUUGAUAUAUUAGCUAAUUCUCACUUCCAUUCAGCGCAUAUAGGGCUGGAAUGGCAAUUUUAAUGACGUUGCUCCAGAAAAGAUGUCUUGUUCGCAUACAAAUUGGCACAUUUAAAAAAAAAAAAAAACUACAAUCUCAAAAAUAAUUACUUGGCUUAGAAUAAAAACGCAAUAUGCCCGUUUUAUUUGAAGAUCUCAAUAUAUUUUACCGCAAAAACCCCAAAGCAAAUAUUUCACUCAAGACUUCCAGUAAGCCACUUAUGCAAUAUAGCUUUUGGUAAUCACUCGGUGAAAUAUAUUAAGAUAAUACACUGAAGCAAGUAAUUAUCUUCGAAAUUAUAUUUAAAACACCACUAUGAACAGUCCCAUAACUGUAUGUUGUGUGGCUAUAAACUUGUGUAUACUUCAUUAGUGCAUUUAACAUGUUCUUGUUUUUUAUUAUUACAUGAAGCUAUUCAAUAUCUUGAACUGAUAGACACAUUAUAAGGUUGUAUUCUUUUUAAGGAUAGAAAAUAUCACUUUUGUUCUACUUUUGUUUUGUAUCAUUUACGCAAUAACCCUUGUUCUUAAAAUAAACGAUGAAAACAG